This is a messenger RNA of Bipolaris maydis ATCC 48331, 807 nucleotides long. RefSeq lists its product as uncharacterized. The record is from RefSeq and is a predicted model, not a curated record. NCBI's taxonomy places the organism in Eukaryota, Fungi, Ascomycota, Dothideomycetes, Pleosporales, Pleosporaceae.
AUGCACUGGGCAGCCGAACGGACGUCCACAUCGUCUAUCUCUGCACUAAGUUUUACGUUUUGUUGUGGUGAUGGACGGGUACGGCUUCCAGCAUUUCAGCCAUUACCUACGUACCUCUAUAGUCUUCACAGUCCGUCUGCAGAGGCUGUUCGCUUCCGUACUAAUAUUCGGUCGUAUGAUUCGGCCUUCGCUUUUACUUCUAUUGACUGUACACCUACAACGCGCGGUGUGGGAAUGUCAGGUGUACAAGUGCUUCAGAUACACGGCGCUCUUCACCAUCGAAACGGUCCUAUAGAGGAGACUGGAGAAGAUAGUUUACCUUCGUACGCGCAGCUAUACUUCCAUGACCCUCAGUACGCUGCUUCUAUACGUGCUCAACGGAACCCCCAUCUUGACGAAAGGAUUCUACAACAACUUACGUCUAUGCUAUGUGAGGUUAACAAUCCGUACAUUAACAUUUACCGUACGGCAAAGGAGCGGCUAUGUGAGGCUGCCAGUAAUGACACUCGUGUUCUUCUAACAAGUAAUUUACGCUUCACGUUAGAAACAGGUACGGAUCGGCGACUGGAAAAUAUCCCAACAAGUGAUGAAGUCGCAGCGGUUAUUCCAGAUACGGCCGCAUCCGAAACAUGCCGUCCAAUCGUCCUUGAGGCGCGUAAUUCUUCUGCACUAUUUCGUAUCACCGCUACCCAUCCGACGUAUAUGCCUUUACAUUAUAUUCUCAUGUUUCCGUGCGGUGACAGCGGAUGGCACCCAGGACUAACACUAUCAGAGAAUUCCUCUCGUGCUAGCCUAAAGCUUACUUAA